UGGCAGCACUUGGCUUUGCUUACAUGUGGCUCAAAGGUUUUGUGCUCUCGCCUUGUGACCUCCCGUUUGCUUUCUUGAUGGCAAUCUUCUGAAUGCUGUGGUUUCGGGUUUGCCUUUGGUGGUGGUCGUCCUUUGGUUUGCCGGUAGUUUUGGCUACGGCUACAGCGGCUACGACUUGCCUACAGGAUGGCAUCCCAGAAGACCAGAGGCAGAAUCUCACCAUUGAUGGGGUGUCCAUGCCGCUGGGUGUUGCCACUGGAGGUUGGGACUCAGUGGAUCUGGUGACUCGUGUCUAUCAAAUCUUGGCGUCUGAGGUGCUGGGAUACCACGUUCGAACCCUGUCAACGGCCAACUCCUUGCAUCAAAUGCUGGCGGUGUCUGGGUGCUCGGGCCAAGACUUGGCUUUGUGUACCUGGCCCCCGACCGAGCAUCUUUCCUUUGAAGCCUGGGCAACGGGCAUUCAAAUUCCAACCUGGGCAGCUUUCUCUCAGCUAUUGGGUGAGGCCAGUGGGUCCAUCCUUGGACCUGUCGGUUACGAGGGCUAUGAUGGGUUGCACGUACUUGGAAGAGCCAACAACAAGAGUGAAGAGGCAGUAGGUCUGCAUUUGACGUACUAUGGCAACUACAACUCUGCUUGGUUUCACCCCGAGAACUAUGCAGCCAAGAUCUCAGACGUGGAUCCCAACAAGUUGCGGCCUUGCAACAUUACGGAUGAAGGAUACGCGUUUGCUGCUCGAUUUUACCUAGAGGCCACAGGUGACGUUGAUGGCGUGGAAGACAGAAAUGGGCAGAGAGCAUACAAAUGCUGGUUGGAUGAAAAGUGGUGGCUGGCUCCUGCUUGCCGUGCAGAUCCAGCAAAUUGCAUAUCAAUCGUGAGUGCAGGUAAAGGCUGGGGAUUCCCAGAUAUCACACAGAAAGCCACCUUUUACAACAUGAAUGUUGGAAUGGCAGUGGCUUCUACCUUCGCUAACUAUGUGGCCAUCAACACCGAGCUUCAAUCCCUACUCUAUGCCUGGUCUCCCGAUUCCAACUUUGUGGCCUACCAGCAACUUGCAGUCCAGUUCCCUGAGCGCCAUGAUGCAGAAAUUCUUCAGGGCAUCUAUCGGAGCAUGAAUGCGAGAUCAACUCUGUUCAAGUUGGUUGCGGCAGGUUUGGAAGUGGCGGCCAGUCGAGCUCUUGGUUUGGCCGAGAACCUCAUUUUCAGCUCCAAGGACAUUGAGGCGUUGCUGAUUCAGCUGGUGAGUGCAGAUACCAAGGAUACAUGGCAGACAGCUUGUGAGUGGGUGAAAUCCAACAAAGAAUCCUGGGAGGCUUGGGUGCCCGACAGGACCACCUGUGCCGUUGGGAAAGGCCUGGUGGAUUUGCAGGACAACUUUGUGACAUCAAAGUCUGAAGCAGUGGAUUGUAAGAUGUGCAGCCCAGGAAGGGUUUCGGUGAAGUUUGAGAAUACCCGAGUGUGCUCUCCUUGUGCACCCGGUUCCUUCCAAAACGCUUUCGGAGCUUCAGAAUGCAAAUUGUGUGAAAUUGGCACCAUGGCAGCGAAUCCGGGAUCACGAGAGUGUGACAAGUGCAGCCUGGGGCUGUACGCCAAUGACACUGGCAUGAGCUUUUGCUACCAGUGUGGUGCAGACAUGGGUGAUGAAGCAGGACUCUGGACAACCAACGAAUUUGUUGCCGGUAAAAUCAUCGAGUUGCAGGGAGCAACUGCAAAAUCUAAAUGCUUUUGCAAGGAGGGAUGGUUUUUGUGGCAAGGACGUUGCCAGCAGUGUGGUGAUGGCCUCGACUGCCCUGGCAUGAAUCGCCUCAGCCUCAAACGAGGAUACUUCUCAAUGUCCCAUGCGCCCAAUGACGUCUUUCAUUGCCUCAACGAAGACUAUUGUCCUGGUGGUCCUGCCGGUACUUGUGCUGCAGGCCGUCACAACCAGAGCAUUGCUUGCAACGAUUGCCAGGACGGGCUGCGAGAUUCUGGGAAUGGCACUUGUGAAGAGUGUGGCGGUGGUGACUAUGCAUUUUUCAUCACUGUUUGUUUCAUCAUCCCUAUUGGGGUGACCUGUUUGUACAUCGGGCUCAAGAAGGAGACUCAACGACAGUCGGGUUCCGGCUCCCUGAUGAUGACGUGCAGCCUUCAACUGCUCCUGGUCACUGUCCAGAUGCUUUCAGUGAUGCGGCGCUUUGACAUCAAUUGGAGGGAGCCCUUUGCCAGCGUCUUGGUGUUCCUGGAAUUCUUGAGUUUCGAUCUAGAGAUGCUGAGCGUGAGUUGUGUGACGUCCAUGGGUCCCGUGGCUCUUUUCGGAUUGAGGAGUCUCGUGAUCCCUGUGCUGAUGUUCGCGAUUUUGGUGGUACACUUGUGCUUCCUUCUAUGCACACGCUCAAAGACCUUCCAAGGCAGCAAUUUGUGGAGAACCAUGGGGACGACCUUCUUAGUCUUCUUCAUUGUCCUAUUUUCCAUGCUGCUGGCGCCCUUCCAAUGCCAUGGCCAUCCCAAUGGGACCUCCACCUUAAAACGCUAUGCAACCGUAUAUUGCGAUGGAGAGGGCCAACACCUUGCGAUGUUCAUCAUCGGAGGUUUUGCGUGCUUGAUGCCCGUGCUGUUCUUGGCAAUUUGUACAUGGGUGGUUCUGGUGCAUCUUCCCGCCCGAUUGGCCAGGUCAGAUGCAAAAUGUUUGGAGAGCUACUCCUUCCUGAUCCGCCGUUUCCGACCUGGCGCUGAGAUUGCUUCAGUGCUUUUUCUUGUGAGAAAUGCUUUGGUGGUGCUGUGCCCCUUAGCCACCUCCACACCUGGGCAGCUGGCCAUGAUGAAUUUGAUCUUUUAUGUCAACUUGAUUGGAGUCUCCUUUUUCAAGCCAUGGCGAAGCAUGUCCUGCAAUUUGCUGGACUGCAUGCUGCUGUUUGGGAUGAUGGUGAUACUUGACGUGGGCUCUGUGUCUGUGACGGACUCCAACCCAGCCGCCAGCAUGGCUAUGGUAAUGGCGUUUGUGGUCAUUAUGUUGUUGUCAAUCCUGCUGAACUUGCUUAACGGCGGCUAUCGAUAUUUCCAGCAGAAAUAUCGGAAGCAGUUUCGCUUCUUCACCUGCCAUCAGAAGAACGCAGCUGGGUCCAUGGCGAGGUUCUUGAAGAUGGAACUGGAACUACGCAACCCUGGCACCAAGACCUUUAUCGACUGUGAUGAUCUUACCGAUCUCACAAGGCUCUUCAGCUAUGUGGGACAGGACACGGAAACUUUCCUCAUCCUUGGCAGUCCGGCAAUUCUCACGCGCAAAUGGUGUGUGGGUGAGAUGGUGACAGCACAUCGGAACAACGUGAAGACUCUGCUCCUUUCUUGGCCAGCAUUCCUGAAACCAGAUGAGAAGUUCAUUGAGCACUUCCCAACCCUUGUCCCAGAUUAUGGAGAGCUCGCCAACCAUGGCAUUGGCCUGUCAGAUGUGGCGAAAACUUUCAGAUGGCUGCACACGGUCGCAAGUCACAAUUUGCCAGAGAAAUUCACGCCGAGCUCGGCAUUUCCUCUGGUGAGAAUGUUGUGUGGCCAGUCAUUGUCAGCUUGCAGAAUGACAACUUUUUAUUCCACAGAUUGCCCAGUGUUAGCAAACCCUGAAGACACAGAGGCAAUGGCCACGGCCAUGGUGCUGUCUUCAAUGCUGAACCCCAAACUGAUUGGUACCCGUUUGCCACUUACCUCCGUCUUGGAGGAAGGCAACGACGUGCUCGACGGAGCCCAGGUGGCAUUGAUGAUUUGCAGUUCCAACUGCUGGAAGUCAGCCCAAGUGGAGCGCUGGUUGUUGCAGACCAGCCAGCUCCCUUCCUGCGGAGUGAUUCCAGUGAUCGCUGAAGACAACUUCUUGGUACCAUCACCAAGCAUGUACGAAGAGCUGCGUCCAACCUCUUUGCUUGAUCAGCAAGAAUUCCAGCGCUACUGUAUGGUCAUCAAGGCUCUUUUCCAAGAGAUUGCAGUAGUCUUUGUGCCGCAGAACUAUUCCUCCACCCAUGAAGAUUUGCUGCUUCGAGCCAAUCAAGCAGCUGAGAGGCUUCAGGCCACCCUGACACCCCUGGCUGAGAAAGUGAGAGCCAUUGAGGAUAGGGAUGGCUACAAACACAUCGCAGAAAUUGACAAAGGAGUCGAUCUGAAGGAGGACGACUGGAAGGAGGACCCUUUUUGCGGAAAAACUUUGUCCGCAACGCUGUAAUUUUCUUUUCUUCUGAUGCCGAUGAGGGUCAAAGACUCGAUACAUUAUACAUUUGUUCAGUUCUUCUUGUUGCUGCUUUUCCAUGCUUUUCCCUUUCUGCAAGGCUAGGGUCUCGCGAAUGCGCUUGUCGCGCAGAAAAAUUACACAAUCCACAAAGUGGAAGGAACAUUGUGCACUUCAUGCAGCAUCAAGAGGUUGCAGGAGUACGUUGUGCGAGGUCCAAAA
Messenger RNA from Cladocopium goreaui, 4406 nucleotides. The record is from the annotation of a GenBank genome assembly. NCBI's taxonomy places the organism in Eukaryota, Dinophyceae, Suessiales, Symbiodiniaceae.